AUGAGCCUUCCGCGUGAGGGCGUGGAGUUCAUGGUCCACAACUUCUUCAAUUCACAACCAGUCACAGGAGCCGCAAUCUACUACCUUGGAAGAAUCCUGCACGACUGGCCGGAUGAAAAGGCAGUGGAGAUCCUCAAAGAUCUCAUUCCCGCUAUGGAAGCGGACUCCCGGGUUCUGAUUAAUGACAUGGCACUGCCAUACACAGGCGUACACUGGUGGGUGGCCAGAGUGGAUCUGCAGAUGUAUACUAUGCAUGGCGCAUUGGAGCGGAACGUUGAUCAGUGGCAUACCCUUGUGGAAAGGCAGGCUUGA
Letharia columbiana is the source of this 312-nucleotide messenger RNA. RefSeq lists its product as uncharacterized. Gene Ontology annotation, molecular function: O-methyltransferase activity. The coding region runs from base 1 to 312 and encodes 103 amino acids. Lineage: Eukaryota; Fungi; Ascomycota; Lecanoromycetes; Lecanorales; Parmeliaceae. The transcript has 2 exons. The record is from RefSeq and is a predicted model, not a curated record.